Molecule: messenger RNA, 1092 nt
Organism: Ornithorhynchus anatinus (platypus)
Lineage: Eukaryota; Metazoa; Chordata; Mammalia; Monotremata; Ornithorhynchidae
Gene: HAX1
Product: HCLS1 associated protein X-1
Exons: 7
Coding region: 111-932 (273 amino acids)
Biological process (GO): regulation of actin filament polymerization; negative regulation of apoptotic process
Cellular component (GO): mitochondrion; clathrin-coated vesicle; apical plasma membrane
Source: RefSeq, a predicted model, not a curated record
CGGCAGUGUGGCGUCCGGAUCCCGCCUCGCUUUACGGCGAUGUGGCGGAGGAGGAGGAGGAGGUAGCCUGGAGGGCGGCCGGAGGCGGCGGGCCCGGACACCAGCUGGGAAUGAGCCUCUUCGACCUGUUCCGCGGCUUCCUCGGCCUCCCGGGGUCCCGGAGCCGCAGGGACCCCUUCUUCGGCGGGAUGACCCGGGAAGACGACGAUGAGGACGAGGAGGAGGAGGAAGAGGGAGGGGGCCGCCCCUGGGCCCCGCGGCCCCCCGAGGAGGAGUUCACCUUCCGGUUCCGCUUCGGGCCCGGCGGCGAGGGAGGGGGGCUGCAUUUCCACGACAACUUCGGCUUCGACGAGCUCGUCCGAGAUUUCAACCGGAUCUUCAGCCAGAUGGACACCUGGACCCUGCCCGCUCGGCGCCCCGAGCUCCCGGGCGCCGAGGCGGAGCCGGGACCCCCGGGACCCUCAGGAUCCCCGGGCGGACGGCGGGAGACGCUCCGGGACUCGAUGCUGAAAUACCCCGACAGCCAGCGGCCCCGGAUCUUCGGCGGGAGCGGGGACGAGGGGCAGGGCGGAUCCCCCCGCCCCCAGCCCUUCCGCGGGUUGUUGGACCCCUGGCCAGGCCCCCCACCCUCAGGAGCCCGAGAAGACAAUGAUCUGGACAGCGAGGUCAGCGAGGCGGGCCUCGGCCCCCUCCUCAAACCCCAGCCCAAGUCCUACUACCAGAGCGUGUCCGUCACCACGGUCCUGGCGCCUGACGGGACGGUAGAAGAGCGGCGCACUGUGGUGGACAGCGAAGGGCGGACGGAGACGACCACGGUGACCCGGCGAGGCGGGGACGGAGACGCCCCCGCCGGAGCCCCCCGGACCCCGGCCUUGGGUGACGCCACCUCAGUCUUGGACCUGCUCCUGGGACGCUGGUUUCGGCCGCGCUAGCCUGACCGGACGCCGGACGUCUCCGCGCGUGCGCGCACGCACGCACGCAAAAUCCCCCCCUCCCCCCCCCGGGCGGGGCUGGGACUCCCCACAUCCUGCCUUACCUGGAGGGAGGGAGAAGUGCCCGCUCCCCGGAAUAAAAUCUCUAUUUAUGCAAACA